AUGCUCCCCGAUAGCAUGUACGAAUUUUCAAUUGCCUGGUUCCAUAAUAGCUACCGGCUCGCAUCCGGGUCAUACGGAAGAGUUCGGAUCUGGGACCCGGUCACUGGGGAGCGCAUAUCAACUCUCGAGGGCCAUGACGACGGACUAAUCAAUUGCUUGCUCUGGUCGCAGAGUGGAAGACUAGCGUCGGCGUCAGAAGAAGAUCAGACAGUCAAGAUUUGGAACCCGGAGACCAGGCAAUGUACAGCAGUUCUGGGUGUGUAUGAUGGUGGAGUCAUAUCUAUGUCCUGGUCUCUGGAUGAACGUUGGCUCGCAUUAAUGAUUAAUGACAGCAGACGUAGAGAUUAUGUUGUCCAGGUCUGGGACUCAGCCACUGGACAAUGCAUCUCAUCGAUUGAUGUUGAAUUGCCUGCCGCGCAAGAUUCCGAUCAACAGUCUAUCGAUACUGUUGGUGAAGAAGUGCCCGAUUUUCUCGAAUUUGAUAAAAAGACUCACAAUCGCUUGCAUACCAUUGCUGGCAUAUUCGAUUUGAUCAAUGAUAAUCUCGACUUGACCUCCUCUCCCAGGCUAUCCUCUGCUGUGGAACAACAAAUAGGAUAUGGCCUGAGUGAUGACAUGGCCUGGAUAACAUAUCGAGGAGAAAAUCUCAUAUGGCUGCCUUCAGAGUAUCGCCCGGCCUUUCCAUCUGUAUUCGUUAUAUGCGAGACACAGGCAGGAGUUUGUGUGGGGAUUCUCUGUUCGUCGGGUCGUGUUAUAGCGUUGACGCUCUCUCAAGACAUUGCAAUCCAAAGUUGCGAUUCAAGUCGCGUGAUUGGAUGA
Messenger RNA from Penicillium samsonianum, 819 nucleotides. RefSeq names its product WD40 repeat domain-containing protein. The transcript has a single exon. Gene Ontology annotation, molecular function: protein binding. NCBI's taxonomy places the organism in Eukaryota, Fungi, Ascomycota, Eurotiomycetes, Eurotiales, Aspergillaceae. The record is from RefSeq and is a predicted model, not a curated record. Bases 1 to 819 code for a protein of 272 amino acids.